AUGACUGAAGGGCGGGAUGUAAAUGUGGUGCUCAAUUCGCUGGCUGGCGAGGGCCUGAAAGCAUCGUGGAGCUGUGUAGCACCAUACGGUCGGUUCAUUGAAAUCGGCAAGGCAGAUAUCAUGGCAAAUUCUUCUCUUCCCAUGGCCAAUUUUGCGAAAAACGUCGGUUUUAUGGCUGUCGAUAUCCGUCAUCUUGUCCUAUCUGACCCUGAAACGACUGCUCGUCUGAUCUCUAAAGUAAUGGAUCUCGCCCAAAAAGGCGUGAUACAAUGCCCGCAACCCUUGCAUAUAUUCCCUGUCUCAAACACCGAGCAAGCUUUCAGGUAUUUCCAAAGUGGCAAGAAUCAGGGCCGGAUUCUUAUUAGCCUAGACCAUUCUAAUAUUGUUUCGAAACGUCUUCAUUAUCGUCCGGAAUGGAAGUUUGAUGCGAAUGCCUCGUACAUGGUUGCUGGAGGACUCGGUGGUUUGGGCCGUCUAGUAAUAAGGUGGAUGGUCAGCAGAGGAGCGAAACACUUGAUUCUUCCUUCAAGGUCAGGCGCGUCAUCCCAAGCUGCUUCUGAUAUUGUUGCGGAAUUAAGAGGGAAAGGAAUCAACGUAGUGGCACCACAAUGCGACGUGGCCUCGAUCGACUCUGUAGCCGCAAUGCUACGCGAUUGUGCUAACAGCAAAAUGGCCCCUAUUAAAGGUUGCAUCAACGCUACGAUGGACUUGCAGGACGCUAUCUUUGAGAACAUGACCCACGAGCAGUGGGAACGCACGAUCAAGUCGAAGGCUCCAACAUCUUGGAACCUUCACCAACUCCUACCGAGGUCUCUCGACUUCUUCAUUCUAUUUUCUUCACUCGCCGGCAUUUACGGUAGCCCCGUUCAAUCUAACUACGCCGCGGGAUGCACGUUUCAGGAUGCACUGGCCUACCAUCGUACUGCACAUGGUGAAAAGGCUAUCUCCUUAGACAUAGGAUGGAUGCUGAACAGUGGAGUCAUCGCGGAGACGGAGCGGUACGAGAAGGUUAGGAGACAACUCGGUGAUAUGGGCCAGAUUCAAGAUGCGGAGCUUUUAGCACUGCUCGAAAUAUAUUGCGAUCCAACUCUUCCUUUGCUCAGUCCCUCAAAGAGUCAGCUUCUUGUCGGUUGCAUCAUGCCUUCGGAUUUACUUGCGCAAGGGAAGAAUCCUGUUGAACGUAUGAAACGACCUCUGUUUGCCGCGUUUUCACAGAUUAUAGGCCAGGCAGCACGCAGCAGUAGGGAGCAGACCACCAUGAAUUUCGCUACUCUAUACGAGCAGGCCACGGGGCCGGAAGAGCGCCGGGAGGUUGUUACCCAUGCAAUCGCUAGAAAGCUAGCAGAGGCGCUCACAAUAGACCCCGACGAUGUAAAGGUGGAAAAGGCCCUUUCCGACUACGGGGUUGACUCUCUCAUGGCGGUAGAGCUAAGGAAUUGGAUCGGGAAUGAUUUACAGGCAAACGUAGCAGUAUUUGAGAUUAUGGGCGGAAAGCGUAUUGUAGAAAUUGGAAACCUAAUAUUGGAGAGAAGUGUUAUUGGAAAGGUCUCAUUGGAUGAAGAAAGCAAAGAUAUGGAUGAGACUGCAUAG
This is a messenger RNA of Daldinia vernicosa, 1590 nucleotides long. RefSeq names its product KR domain-containing protein. Bases 1 to 1590 code for a protein of 529 amino acids. Gene Ontology annotation, molecular function: oxidoreductase activity; phosphopantetheine binding; fatty acid synthase activity. The record is from RefSeq and is a predicted model, not a curated record. Lineage: Eukaryota; Fungi; Ascomycota; Sordariomycetes; Xylariales; Hypoxylaceae. The transcript has 3 exons. Gene Ontology annotation, biological process: secondary metabolite biosynthetic process; fatty acid biosynthetic process.